Metopolophium dirhodum (rose-grain aphid) is the source of this 1926-nucleotide messenger RNA. RefSeq names its product zinc finger BED domain-containing protein 4-like. The coding region runs from base 1 to 1926 and encodes 641 amino acids. Lineage: Eukaryota; Metazoa; Arthropoda; Insecta; Hemiptera; Aphididae. The transcript has 6 exons. The record is from RefSeq and is a predicted model, not a curated record. Gene Ontology annotation, molecular function: DNA binding; protein dimerization activity.
AUGGACGAUGCGAAUUGUGAUGGUGAAUUUGGUGAACUAGAGUCAUUUAAUGAGCCAUUACAAACCUUUAACAGUAAUAAGUCAAGUUUAAUUUGGGGUCAUUUUGAAAAUUGUAAAGAACUUGAUAAAGCUGCAUGUAAUCAUUGUAAACAAAAAGUUUACAAAGGAAUCGGAAAAAAAGCUAAUACUUCAUCAAUGAGGAAACAUUUAAAGUUCAAGGAUAAAACAUUGUUUGACAAAUUGUUAACGUCUGAGGAAUUAAAAAAAGAAGCUAAAGCUAAAGAUAGUAUUCAAACUGGAAAACGUCAAAUGUCUCUUUAUGAGUCAGUGAACAAAAAGAAAUGUUGGGAUAUGAAUGAUGCUAAAUCCAAAGAGAUUCACAAAAUUAUUGGUGAAAUGAUUUGUGUGGACAAUGAACCGUUCAAUUUGGUUGAACGUUCAGGAUUCAAUAAACUUAUGAUGCCUGGUCGCAAGUAUUUCACAGAAACUGUUAUUCCCGAAAUGUACAUAGAGUUGAAGACAAAAAUAAUGAGUACACUGGAAACAGUUUCUGCUGUGUCACUUACUUCUGAUAUCUGGACUUGUAGUCAUAAUAAUGCAAGUUUUAUUAGUUUUACAAGUCACUGGAUCUCUGAAGAUUUUAAACAACAUCAUUCCACUUUAAAUAUAAGGCACUUUCAAGGAAGACGCACUGGUUUUGCUAUUAAAAAUUGUUUGGAAGAACUAUUAAAUGAAUGGAAUUUGAUGGACAAGAUUCAUUUAUUAAUACGUGACAAUGGGGCUAAUAUGAAAAAGGGAGUUGACGACGCAUCUUUAGAUAGCUUUGGUUGUUUUUUGCACACAAUUCAUCUCCUUGUAACAGAGUCUAUGAAAAGUCAGAAAUCUGUACAAGAUCUAUUAGGUCGUGCCAAAAAAGUUUCUACUCAUUUCCAUCACUCAUCAUCAGCUACUGAUAGACUGAAAUCAAUACAAAUUGGACUAGGAGUUCAACCUAAAAAGGUUAUUCAAGAUAUUUGCACUAGGUGGAAUUCUAGUUUUUACAUGCUAGAGCGUUUGUUUAAUUUAAAAAAUGCCAUAUUAAUAUUCACAUCUGAGGAUCCAUCAUUUAGUUCAAAUGAUUGGACAGUAAUAGAGUCAUUAUUGAAUUUAUUAAGACCAUUCGAAGAGCUCACAAAACGCAUAUCCUCUAAUAAAUCAAUAAUAAGUGAAGUUAUCCCUGCAAUUAUGUCAUUAAAUUCAUUUUUAAAUCACCUUAGUAGUAUUCAUUUUAGAGUUGGGACUACAAAAGAUGUUAUGAUCAGCCGAAUCCAUAAGCGAUUUGAAAAUGUAAUUAAAAAUAAGAACCUUAUUCUAGCAACAUUUUUAGACCCAAGGUUCAAGUUAUCGUUUUUUAAACCUGAAAAAAGACCAGAAGUGAAGAAAAUAAUUUUAAGUACUAUUUCAAACUUCAACAAUCUUGAUUUAACAGUUGUACCUGAUGAUGUUACUAUUGAUAUUUCUUCAAUAACAAAUAAUAACAAUCAAACGUCUGUAAAAUCAUUAUGGGACUUCUACAAUGAUAUAGCAACAUCAACACCUUCAAAUAAUUCUACUGUAAUGAUGUCCAAUAAUUUUACCGAUUUAGAUGAUUAUACUGAUUUCAACAAAGAUUUAGUUGCCGAGUAUGAAACCUACUGUAGUAUUGAGUCCGUUCCGAUUAAUGGUGAUCCAUUAGGUUGGUGGAGCAGUCAAAAAAAAAAUGACAAAUAUCCAUAUAUUGGGAACAAGCUGCUUCUUCAAAAAUAUUUGUCUGCUCCUGCCUCAAGUGUCUACUCUGAAAGGUCAUUUUCAGAGGCAGGUUUAGUUUACGAACCUAAGAGAAGUCAACUCCACCCUGAGAAGGCCGAACAAAUUUUAUUCUUACGCCACAACUUAAACAAAUUUUAA